UUUUUUUUAUCACCCUACCCGCCUACCUCGACCGACUUUUCAACUAUAUCUUCGGCUUACUUCUCGAGCUAGACUUGGAUUGAUAUGAUGACUGCGUUCCCAAAGACUACUCGGAAGAGAGCCCUCUCGCUGGCACAGGAGUUUGGAGUAACAGCCCGCAGUGUUACAGUGGUGUCGUCCAAGAAGGUGGCAAAGAGUUCAGCAGGAAAAGCACUGAGAGCUUUGGAACGAACUGCAUCAACGGAUGUCACAGGCACGCCAUGGACGAUCAUGAAUAUACCCCGGUCAGAGUUGGACCUUUCGACGACGCUCAAAUGCGGUCAGUCCUUUCGUUGGCAUCGUCAGCACCAGGAACUUGCCUCGGGUCAAAUUUCCCUCCCCACGUGGUCCUGUGUCCUUGAUCGCCGGCUAUGGAUCAUACAAGAAACAGAAGAUGGAUUCAAAUAUAGGACCUUUAGGCCGUCGGUCUCUUCAAAAGUCAAAGUUGACCACAAUCAAGGAGCGCAGCAGGAACAUGACCAGGACCAGGAUUUCGAGCAAAAUAUGAGAGACGAUAAAGAGUUUCUAAGAGACUACUUUCAGCUGGAUGUGCCGUUGACAGAGCUUUAUAACAAGUGGUCCAAGGCCGAUACGAACUUCAAAGCCAAGGCACCUCAUUUUCCAGGCGUGAGGAUUUUACGCCAAGACCCGGUCGAGAACCUCAUCUGCUUCAUCUGCAGCUCAAACAACAACAUCAGCAGGAUCAGCCAAAUGGCGACGAAACUGUGUCAAGAAUACGGAUCCCCCAUAACAGUCCCGCCCGAAGAGCCGAACGAAUCGCCCAGGACAUUUUUUGGGUUCCCAACAAUAGACGCCCUGGCGCAGGACGGCGUGGAAGAGAUAUUGCGCAGUCUGGGAUUUGGAUAUCGUGCAAAGUACAUUGCUAACACGGCCAAGAUGAUCAGUGCUAUGGGCAAUGGCGAGAAAUGGCUUAUGGGUUUGAGGAAUCUGCCGUACGAAAAAGCCCACAGCGCUUUGCUUGCUCUUCAAGGCGUUGGACCCAAAGUUGCCGAUUGUGUCUGCCUGAUGUCACUGGACAAGCACAAUAGUAUCCCUGUAGACACACACGUCUGGCAGAUUGCUGUACGAGAUUAUCAGUUCCGGUUCGAGGGUAAAGUCCCCAAAACGAUUUCGCCGACGAUCUACAAGGCUGUAGGGAAGCACUUUGUCGACCUCUUUGGCGAUUAUUCUGGAUGGGCGCAUUCUGUACUCUUUGCGGCGGAUCUCCGGACCAUCGAGGGGAGAGUCAAAGAGGGCUCGAGCGCAGGGCUAGCCCAUGUGAAGAAGGAGACCAUUGGGACGACAGUGGCGACGAGCGAUGGUGCUGAACGCCAUGUUGUUAAGGUCAAGCAGGAAGUGGUGGAUACCCGACUAGUGGAACCCUCAGAGGAGGAGCAGGACUCGCAAGCUGUCCGACACGGCUUGGAGGAGGUCAAGCUGGAAAAUUCGGCUGAUCCGCCUUUAACCGCAUCGGUAUCGAUAGGAGCAGGAGGGUCUGGUGGUCGUCGUCAGUCUAAGCGAAGGAGGAACGCAUAGACUCAGAUGUACCUGCAUCUCAUUAAUUUCUGUGCGAAUAAAACAAGUUAUGCGCGCGGCGUACCAGAGCGC
Messenger RNA from Gamsiella multidivaricata, 1647 nucleotides. RefSeq names its product DNA glycosylase. The record is from RefSeq and is a predicted model, not a curated record. Gene Ontology annotation, molecular function: 8-oxo-7,8-dihydroguanine DNA N-glycosylase activity; damaged DNA binding. Gene Ontology annotation, cellular component: nucleus. The transcript is spliced from 3 exons. Bases 85 to 1575 code for a protein of 496 amino acids. NCBI's taxonomy places the organism in Eukaryota, Fungi, Mortierellomycota, Mortierellomycetes, Mortierellales, Mortierellaceae. Gene Ontology annotation, biological process: base-excision repair; nucleotide-excision repair; base-excision repair, AP site formation.